This is a messenger RNA of Eupeodes corollae, 986 nucleotides long. Its product is annotated as CD151 antigen-like. NCBI's taxonomy places the organism in Eukaryota, Metazoa, Arthropoda, Insecta, Diptera, Syrphidae. Bases 176 to 961 code for a protein of 261 amino acids. The transcript has 5 exons. Gene Ontology annotation, cellular component: membrane. The record is from RefSeq and is a predicted model, not a curated record.
UGAGCUCCCAAUAUCUAUUUGAUACUUGCUGACGAAUAGGCACAUAUUCAGUUUAAUAUUUAGAAAUCAGAACACUUUAAAUUAAAUGAAAUAAUAAAUAUUCAGUCCGUGUUUUUAAUUAUACAUAAUAAUCUAAAAUGUUGAGUUUUGUACAACUUGAAGUAUAAUAUGUAAAAUGGGUUUAUCGUUAUGUGCCAAAUAUUUUGUGUUAACUUUCUCAUGUUUUUAUUGGAUUUCCGGAGCUUUUGUAGCUGCUGGUUGCUUAUGGGUUCUAAAUGAUCCUAUGUUUUCCCCAAUGUUAACUGAGUCUGGAAGGUUUUUGAAAUCGAUCGUUUACUUAGUUCUAUUUGCCUGUUUUAUUAUACUUUUGAGUACAUGGUUCGCUUGCUACAGCAUUUUGAAAAGAUCUUCAUACUCGCUUGUAACUUUCCUUUUAACUUUAGUAAUUGUAGUUGGAAUUAAAGUUAUAGUCGGUACUUGGAUAUCUUAUAACAAAGAUAGAAUUAGCGAUUUUUUAAUAGCUUCUGUAAGAUACUCGAUCCAGCAAGAAUAUGGACAAAUAAGUACAACUACUGUUACAUUUGACCUCAUUCAGAAAAACUUUAAAUGUUGCGGAGCGGAUGGUCCAAUAGAUUGGAUGUCAAGCCAGUAUAACAAUGUUGGCCAAGAAGAUCUAGCCAAUAUUGCAUUUUCAUCUUUAAAUUUGUUCUACAGUAUCCCAGAAUCCUGUUGCCGGCAUGAAAUAAGCGAUGUUGCUUGUGAAAUUGCUCGAAAGCGGAAGGUUGAUGCAAGUCUCCAUGCAGGAAUAAACAAUCAAGGUUGCGUGCGAAAGUUAACUGAAAUAGUUUUACAUAAUUCUGGAUUAUUAUAUACAACUUUUAUCGUCGUUAUAUUUGUAGAUAUAAGUGUUAUUGGAUUAACUUUAUAUUUAUGUUGUAAUAUAUUUCAGAAAAAAAAAUAAAUUAAGUAAAUUCUCAACUUCUUAA